Symbiodinium pilosum is the source of this 435-nucleotide messenger RNA. The record is from the annotation of a GenBank genome assembly. Lineage: Eukaryota; Dinophyceae; Suessiales; Symbiodiniaceae.
AUGACAGUGGCUGGCAUCCAGCAUCAGGCAGCCUACGACGCGGCCCGGGAGCCCUUGCUCUUGAUGGGGGUUUACUUCCAGGCACAGGAUGACUAUUUGGAUGCCUUCGCUCCUCCGGAAACUCUUGGAAAGAUUGGCACCGAUAUCCAGGACAAGAAAUGUGGGUGGCUCUUUGUUCAGGCCUAUCAUGACCUGUGCUCUAAAGAGCAGAAAGCAUACCUGGACGAGCACUACGGAAAGUGCAAGGUGCAAACGGAGGAAGAGAAUAAGAUUAAGGACAUCUACCGGGAAAUUGGUCUGGAAGAGAAGUACAAGGCCUACGAGGCCAAGUCCUUCAAAGACAUCAUGGCCUACCAGAGCCAGGUUGAAGAAGUUGGCCUUCCCUGGGAGAUCAUCGAGAUCUUCUUGAAGAAAGUCUACAAACGAACAAAGUGA